Molecule: messenger RNA, 447 nt
Organism: Echinostoma caproni
Lineage: Eukaryota; Metazoa; Platyhelminthes; Trematoda; Plagiorchiida; Echinostomatidae
Source: the annotation of a GenBank genome assembly
AUGGAGGACGUUAAAUCGUAUGAACUGAAAAAGCCCUAUAGCUUCACCAAAGCGGAAGUCCGACGGAGAGUAAUUGAAUGUGCACUCAGAGUUGGUGAUCUGAAAGAAGCUACAAAACAUUUGGAUAUGAAGAUCAAAACAUGUCGUGCUAUUGGAGCCACGAAUGGGGAAUUUACGCUCAAACCUGGAUCUUACGAGGUAAAACUCAAUGACGAGUUCACAAAAUAUUUUUGUGGUGGUGUCGAUGAUAACCCUACAGCCACAUUGAGGCAGCUAAAGGAAAGAAUAAAGAAGGACUUCGCGGGCACAUCUAUUAGCAAUACUUCAAUUGUUCGGCUGCUGGAUGGACAUCACUAUUUGGUUAAGAAGCUGACUGUCCAGCCCGCGGAGCGGAACUCGGAAACUGUCAUGGUAAAACUAGCGGAAUAUACUGAGGCUGUAUGUUGA